UUCCUUUCAAGCUCGGCGUCUCCGAUACAACCCAUAGCCGUUCGCCUCGACAUCCGCUCCUCCUCCUCCGCCUCUACCCCGCCCGCUCCACUACAUCACCAAGCGCAGGCAGGCCCCCACAGCGACGGCGCCAUGGAGAGGCGACGGAGAAGCGUCCCCUUACUAGUGGCGGCGGUGUUCUUGGCGGUGGCCGCAAUGCCGGCGUACCCCGGCGAGGCCGCGACGCCGCUGCGGGAGGACUACUACAGGUACAGCUGCCCGAACCUGGAGAGCAUCGUGCGGGCGGAGGUGGCCAGGAAGAUCAACGAGACGGUGGUCACCAUCCCGGCGACGCUCCGGCAAGUCUUCCACGACUGCAUGGCUGGGGGUUGUGACGCCGCCGUGCUGAUAGCGUCCAAGAAAAACGAUGCCCAGAAGGACGCCGACGACAACGAGUCCCUCGCCGGCGAUGGCUUCGACACGGUCAACCGGGUCAAGACCGCCGUCGAGAAGGAGUGCCCCGGCAAGGUCUCCUGCGCCGACAUCAUGCAUCUUGCCGCCAGAGACGUCGUCUUCCUGGCCAAAGGCCCCUACUGGCACGUCGAGCUCGGCCGCCGCGACGGCCUCGUCUCCAGGAAGAGCGACGUCGCCGGCAAGCUGCCCGACCCGGACAUGCACGUCAAGGAUCUCUCGUCGAUGUUCGAGAGCAAAGGCUUCUCCCCGGUCGACCUGGUCGCGCUCUCGGGCGCGCACACCGUCGGCUUCUCGCACUGCACCCGCUUCCUCAACCGGCUCUACGGGUACAGCAGCAGCGCGCCGACGGACCCCUCCUUCAACCCCGAAUACGCGGAUCAGCUCAAGCAGGCGUGCCCGCGCAACGUCGGCGAGACCAUCGCCGUCAACAUGGACCCCGUGAGCCCCAUCACCUUUGACAACAAGUACUACUCCAACCUCCAGUACGGACUGGGGCUCUUCACAUCCGACCAGGUGCUCUACACCGAUGACUCGACCAAGCCGAUCGUGAACAAGUUCGCUGCGGACCAGAAGGCGUUCUUUGACGCCUUUGGCCUUGCCAUGGUCAAGCUCGGGAGGUUAGGGGUGAAGACCGGAACUGAUGGAGAGAUCAGAAGAGUCUGCACCGCCUUCAACCACUACUAGAGCCUAGAGGGCCUGCAAGUAGCAAUUGUAAUUCAGAUUUUUCUGAUGCCGUUUGGAGUUGAGAUACAUAUACUGAGAUUGAUUCUUUUUUGCAUACAGUUGCCCAAAGUUUGAAAGUGUUCUUUCUUUUUUUUGCUUUUUCUUUUAAAAAACUUUUUGUGCUUAUUAUUUUUGGGUGCAUUUUUGUACAGACUGAAGAGUGUAAUGCCAUGAACAACUUGAGGAUUCUUACUUGAAAAAGGUUAAUCUGAUGAUAGGGCUAAUAAGGGAAAGAUAUUUUGGCCUGUGACCCAGUUUAUACAA
Setaria italica (foxtail millet) is the source of this 1440-nucleotide messenger RNA. Its product is annotated as peroxidase 51. Gene Ontology annotation, molecular function: peroxidase activity; heme binding. The record is from RefSeq and is a predicted model, not a curated record. Bases 133 to 1137 code for a protein of 334 amino acids. NCBI's taxonomy places the organism in Eukaryota, Viridiplantae, Streptophyta, Magnoliopsida, Poales, Poaceae. The transcript has 3 exons. Gene Ontology annotation, biological process: hydrogen peroxide catabolic process; response to oxidative stress.